Messenger RNA from Williopsis jadinii, 2561 nucleotides. RefSeq lists its product as uncharacterized. Gene Ontology annotation, cellular component: nuclear inner membrane. The record is from RefSeq and is a predicted model, not a curated record. Gene Ontology annotation, molecular function: chromatin binding. The transcript is spliced from 3 exons. Bases 83 to 2356 code for a protein of 757 amino acids. Lineage: Eukaryota; Fungi; Ascomycota; Saccharomycetes; Phaffomycetales; Wickerhamomycetaceae.
CCAGCGAGUUCACACCCGUCUUUCCAUCACACACGGGUGCUUCCUUUGUUAUUGACAUUUCCACGUUUCUCAAUCUGAAAAGAUGGACCCAGAGGUGUAUUUGCAGCCAGAUUUCGAUCCUGCCAAACACAAGAUGGCGGACUUGAGGAACAUUCUUCUCCAAAACGACGUUGCCUACCCGUCUUCCGCAAGAAAGCAGCAUCUGGUGGACUUGUUCAAUGAACAUAUCAGACCGCUUGCAGAACAGAAGUUGAAAGAGCUGAAUAGCGUUGUUGCCGCGGGUGACGGGAUUGAAAUCAUUGAGAAGAAGGACAAUGCCAGAAGCGGUAGAUCAAAGACACCCGCUGCAAAACCCGAGUCUGAUUCUGAUUCUGAAGGUGUUGAGGUGAUUGGCGGUCCAGAAAAGAUUUCUGCCACCAAAACAACAAGAACAGCCGCUACACGGAAAUCACCAAGAAGAGUUGCACAGAGUGAUACUGCUAAAAGACCAACGAGAAUUGCCAGUGGCGAUUUGAAGGAUAUCCCGAAAUUAGAAGCGGAGUCUCCCGAACCCAGGGUUAGAGAGAGAUCUCGGUCAAGAGAACAACCAAGAUUGAGAGAUAGAUCUCCAAGAAGAGUCGCGUCAGGUUCAGACUCUAAAAGACAUGUGGCUUCCAACUCUGAAAAAUCUCCGACCAAGAUCAAGGAAGACACUGAGAAGAUAGAGAAAACCAGGGUCUCUCCAUUCAAAGUCGAUCCAAAGCUGGAAUCUUCAUUCUCUCAUGAUAACGUGUUCCAAUCGCCAAUUCCAUCGUCUCCAGACUUUAAAAAGGUGAUUCCUAAAAAACGUGUCAAGUCGACCGAAUCACCGGAAAAGGAAGUAUCCAAAAAGAACCCUAGAGUUUUGAAGAAGACGGCAUUCUCUUCAUCUCCAGCUCCACAGAGAUCACCUGAGAAAUCCCCAUUGAAGAAAUCCUUAACAAUUUCUAAAUUUGAAGACGAAAACGAUUCCUUCUCUGAGAAAUUCAAAGGUUCUGAAGCUCUUCAAUUCGAUACCUCUAAUGAAAAGAGUAUUGAGGUAACAAAUGAUACCAGCGCGAACAACUCUUAUAUUGCAAGUGCUAAUGUUGGAGACAAUCUAGAAUCCGACGACGUUUUCCACGUUUCUUCAGAUGAUGAUAAGCAAAACAAUACCACUGUUGUGCGUGAUACUGAUUAUGCUACACCACAGAGUGGCAAUGCUUCUCGCAUUUCGAUUGCAAGCUCCAUCCAAGGGACCCCAUCUAGAACACCUAAAAUACCAUACUCUAAGGCCCAAUCGUCGUUACGUGAGAAUCUCACCUCGUGGUUCAAGAAGACCCCUAAAGCUGAGGAGAAUGACACAACAGAAGGAGUCACAGAAGGAGUCACAGAAGGAGUCACAGAAGGAGCUACAGAAAGUGUGGCUGUGAAAGAAGAUCCUGAACAGCUUGAAGACGAACAUGAAGAUGAAGAUGAAGCUUCAAUAGAUGUAUUACAAUCUCUUCAGAACGAAAUCGAAUCCGUUUAUGAAUCUGUGGUUAAUGAAACCAAUGAAGCAGUUAAGCAAGUGAAUGACUUAUUUAAGGACGAAGAUGUCGAUGUGGAAGGUGCGGAUGAGACGACAGUUGAGGUCAAGUCAAAGCUAUCGUUGUCUAUCCCAUGGAGAUGCAUUUUCAACUUCUUACAAAAACUAGUGGUGUUCAUCAUGCUAUGCGUCCUUGUUGUUGGUGGAUUGUGGUACCGUGAACAGCGUAUAUUGAUAGGCUAUUGUGGCUCAGAGAUCGAUGUUCCAACUUUCCCAUACACUGAGAAUAUUCACCUUCAACAAUUGGAUGACUUCCUUCAGGAUUACAAACCCCAAUGCUUGAAAUGCCCGGAACAUGCAAUUUGCCUUCCAAAGUUGACAAUCAAGUGUAAAGAGGACUACAUUGUGAACCAACCGUGGUACAAGUUUUACAACGUUUUCCCUUUCCCAGAUUAUUGUGUUAAAGAUCACGAGAAAGAGAAUGCCAUUAGUGAAGUCGUUGCAAAGAGUUUGGACCUGUUGAGAACUAGAAACGCCGCCGUUAAGUGUGGUGAUGGUGAUGAUUUAGAGGUUGGAAUCAGUGAUGAUGAACUUUAUGAGUUUUUCUACAAUUCGAAGAAACCAUCAAUUAGUGAUGAAGAGUUUGAUAAUAUUUGGUCAAAGGUCUUGGAGGACCUUGAAAAGGAACCUGAAAUUAUUGUAAGGUACGAAUUAUCGAAUCUAGCAGUCCCCAGUCUACCGAAGAGAACAUUUCCUCCGAUGAAGCUGAAGAGGAGACAGUUAUUCCACAAGGGCCCUCAAAGGUCCUUUUCAGAUCGAAUUCUUCAUUGAAGUUGAGUAUCUCUUGUAAAUUCAAGAAGGAGGUCUACGAAAGAUUCGAGGAAAACAAGUACUACGUGACUGGAGUCUUGGCAUCUUUGGUGAUCUUUACAACUUUGUAUCUGUGGUACUCCCAAUACCAACAGAGACAGUCCAAGAUUAGAGAGGUUUCAGCAGUGAUUAUCUCCAAGUUGCAAAAACAACAGAGAGAUGCUAU